CUAAAUUUGUUUAUUCCAAGAACACAUCUCUACUAACAAUGGAAAUCAAAGAUUUCACACGAGGUGGAACUGUCGAUCUCCAUGGCCGCCCUGUUUUUGCUUCCAAAACUGGAAAAUGGAAAGCUUGUGCUUUCCUUGUUGGAUAUGAAGCAUUUGAAAGGAUGGCUUUCCAUGGGAUAGCUUCGAACUUGGUGAAUUUCUUGACGACCCAACUCCAUGAAGACACUAUUUCAUCUGUAAGAAAUGUGAAUAGCUGGUCGGGUUCGGUCUGGAUCACGCCGAUUCUCGGAGCUUACGUUGCAGAUGCUUACCUCGGUCGGUUCUGGACAUUCACCGUUUCUUCUCUCAUCUAUGUCAUGGGAAUGAUAAUGCUCACAACAGCAGUUUCACUGAAAUCGUUGAAGCCAACAUGCAGCAAUGGAGUGCGCAACAAGGCAUCAACUCUGCAAUCAACUUUCUUCUAUAUAUCUCUCUACACAAUAGCAAUAGGAGCAGGGGGUACAAAGCCUAACAUAUCAACCUUUGGGGCUGACCAGUUUGAUGAUUUCAACCCCAUGAAAAGGAGCUAAAGGUCUCCUUUUUCAACUGGUGGAUGUUCAGCUCUUUCCUCGGUGCCUUGUUCGCCACUCUCGGCCUAGUCUACAUUCAAGAGAAUUUGGGUUGGGUGCUCGGUUACGGGAUCCCAACG
Messenger RNA from Hibiscus syriacus, 688 nucleotides. RefSeq names its product protein NRT1/ PTR FAMILY 5.1-like. Gene Ontology annotation, molecular function: transmembrane transporter activity. The transcript has 3 exons. Lineage: Eukaryota; Viridiplantae; Streptophyta; Magnoliopsida; Malvales; Malvaceae. The coding region runs from base 39 to 569 and encodes 176 amino acids. The record is from RefSeq and is a predicted model, not a curated record. Gene Ontology annotation, biological process: transmembrane transport. Gene Ontology annotation, cellular component: membrane.